Molecule: messenger RNA, 1837 nt
Organism: Ochotona curzoniae (black-lipped pika)
Lineage: Eukaryota; Metazoa; Chordata; Mammalia; Lagomorpha; Ochotonidae
Gene: TYRP1
Product: tyrosinase related protein 1
Exons: 7
Coding region: 19-1686 (555 amino acids)
Biological process (GO): melanosome organization; melanocyte differentiation
Cellular component (GO): melanosome
Molecular function (GO): oxidoreductase activity
Source: RefSeq, a predicted model, not a curated record
AGCUGGAUUUUGGUAAAUAUGCCUCAGUCUUCCCUAUGCAAAGUACUGCAAGUCAAAUUUUUGUGCUAUACUCUUGCUUCAAGGAAAAUGAAAGCUCAGAAAUUCUUCUGUCUCCACUGUAUCUUCCUUGUGCUGCUUUUCCAGCAGGCCUGGGCUCAGUUUCCAAGGGAAUGUGCCACAGUUGAGGCUUUGAGAAGUGGUAUGUGUUGCCCAGAACUGUCCCCUCUGUCUGGACCCUGUGGCUCAUCAUCAGGCAGGGGCAGGUGCAUGGCAGUGACUGCAGACUCCCGUCCUCACAGUCCACAGUACCCCCAUGAUGGCAGAGAUGAUCGGGAGGGCUGGCCCACAAGGUUCUUUAAUAGGACGUGCCAGUGCAAUGACAACUUCUCAGGAUACAACUGUGGUACUUGUCGCCCUGGAUGGAGGGGAGCUGCCUGUGACCAGAGGAUUCUUAUAGUCAGGAGAAAUAUUCUGGACUUAACUUCAGAAGAAAAGAACCACUUCGUCCAGGCCCUGGAUAUGGCAAAGCGCACCACUCACCCUCAAUUUGUCAUUGCUACCAGGAGAUCAGAAGAAAUCUUGGGACCAGAUGGCAACACACCGCAAUUUGAGAACAUUUCCAUUUAUAACUAUUUUGUUUGGACACAUUAUUACUCAGUCAAAAAGACUUUUCUUGGUCCGGGGCAGGAAAGCUUCGGUGAAAUAGAUUUUUCUCAUGAAGGACCAGCUUUUCUCACGUGGCACAGGUACCAUUUGCUGCAGCUGGAGAGAGACAUGCAGGAAAUGUUGCAAGAACCUUCAUUCUCCCUUCCUUACUGGAAUUUUGCAACUGGCAAAAAUGUAUGUGAUAUCUGUACCGAUGACAUGAUGGGGUCGAGAAGCAACUUUGACUCCACUCUUAUAAGCCCAAACUCCGUCUUCUCUCAAUGGCGAGUGGUCUGUGAAUCCUUGGAAGAUUAUGAUACCCUGGGAACACUUUGUAACAGCACUGAAAAUGGGCCAAUCAGGAGGAAUCCAGCUGGAAAUGUCGCCAGACCGAUGGUGCAGCGUCUUCCCGAACCACAGGAUGUCACUCAGUGCUUGGAAGUCGGCAUAUUUGACACACCUCCUUUUUACUCCAAUUCCACAGAUAGUUUCCGAAACACAGUGGAAGGUUACAGUGCUCCCACAGGAAAAUAUGAUCCUGCUGUUCGGAGUCUUCACAAUUUAGCCCAUCUAUUCCUGAAUGGAACAGGGGGACAAACUCAUUUGUCUCCAAAUGAUCCCAUUUUUGUCCUGCUGCAUACUUUCACGGAUGCAGUCUUUGAUGAAUGGCUAAGGAGAUACAAUGCUGAUAUAUCCACUUUUCCAUUGGAAAAUGCCCCUAUUGGACAUAAUAGACAAUACAAUAUGGUGCCAUUUUGGCCUCCAGUUACUAACAUAGAAAUGUUUGUUACUGCUCCAGACAACCUUGGAUAUGCUUAUGAAGUUCAAUGGCCAGGUCAAUCUUUUAGCAUACCUGAGAUUAUUACCAUAGCAGUGGUUGCUGCCUUAUUGCUGAUUGCAGUCAUUUUUGUGGGUGCUUCCUGUGUGAUUCGUGCCAGAAACAAAAUGGAUGAAGCUAAUCAACCUCUCCUCACGGAUCAGUAUCAACACUAUACUGGAGAUUAUGAAAAAAUCCAGAAUCCUAAUCAGUCUGCGGUCUGACGACAAGUGACCUACUUACUCUCAUACAUUAGCACGAACUCUCCUGAUUACAUUACUAACUGUAUCUUCUGUCACUUUUAAACUUCUUCCUCAUACAUGCAUAUGUUGAAAAUAAAGUUCCAGACAUUAUUUUCCAGAGCUCAAAAGAGCC